Messenger RNA from Protopolystoma xenopodis, 273 nucleotides. Lineage: Eukaryota; Metazoa; Platyhelminthes; Monogenea; Polystomatidea; Polystomatidae. The record is from the annotation of a GenBank genome assembly.
AUGAGAUCAUGCCUGGCAAAUCAGGGCUCGGUGCCAUACCGCUUCUGGCAGAGAAGGGGUAGACAUGUUGGUUCUGUAUCAUCAGAACGACGCCUGGCAACAUGUCUUUGUUUGCUCUGGCUCUACUUUUGCCCAGCAUUUCGUCUUGCUCUCUCUGGUUUUUGCCACUUUUCUAUGCUUUGUUGGGCUCAUCCACCCUCUGGUCUUUCUUUCCAGCCCGCCUCCAACAGUCGUUGCGUCUUGCGAGAGCUCAUCUCUAAUUCGAGAAAUUAA